Messenger RNA from Cynara cardunculus var. scolymus (artichoke), 1834 nucleotides. RefSeq names its product GTP cyclohydrolase 1-like. The record is from RefSeq and is a predicted model, not a curated record. Lineage: Eukaryota; Viridiplantae; Streptophyta; Magnoliopsida; Asterales; Asteraceae. Gene Ontology annotation, molecular function: GTP binding; GTP cyclohydrolase I activity; zinc ion binding. Gene Ontology annotation, cellular component: cytoplasm. The transcript is spliced from 2 exons. Bases 260 to 1621 code for a protein of 453 amino acids. Gene Ontology annotation, biological process: tetrahydrofolate biosynthetic process; tetrahydrobiopterin biosynthetic process.
CUCCCUCUUCUUUCUCUCCAACUUGCCAUAUCUCCAACCAGUGGCUACCUUUCUUUGAUCCCUUCUGGGAUUUUAUUUGUCGUUCUAACAAUCGUUCUGGGUGUGUGUUAGAAUUCCCGAUUGUUUCUGAUUUCAUUGGAGAUAUUUCGAUCUGGGAUUUUGCCUAAUUUGGGUUUUUUUUUUUCAAUCGAACAUUCAGUUUCUUAAUUGAUUGGCAAAAGAAGGGAAGGAUUCGAUUUGGGUUUUAGGGUUCUGUUCAAUGGGAGCUUUAGAUGAAGGUCAUUACAAUGUGGUGUUAGAAAAUGGAGUGAAACUUGGUGGUUUGGAGCAAGAACCAGAGACUAUCGCCAUUGUAGAUGCAGUCAAGCUUUUGUUGCAGGGUUUGGGUGAAGACAUCAAUAGAGAAGGUCUUAGAAAGACCCCUCUUCGUGUUGCUAAGGCCUUUCGUGAAGGAACCAGAGGCUACAAACAAAAUGUGAAAGAGAUAGUCCAAGAUGCAUUAUUCCCAGAAGUGGGAGUCGAACAUGGAAAAGGGCAAGCUGGAGGAGCCGGUGGACUCGUUCUUGUUAGAGACCUCAAUCUCUUCUCGUUUUGUGAGUCUUGUUUGCUCCCUUUUCAGGUCAAAUGUCACGUAGGUUAUAUCCCGUCUGGUCAACGAGUUGUGGGCCUCAGCAAGCUAUCUCGGGUGGCUGAUAUCUUUGCCAAACGGCUCCAAGAUCCACAACGGUUAGCUGACGAGAUCUGUUUCGCUUUAGAACAUGGAAUCGAGCCGACGGGUGUCGCCGUCGUUCUUGAGUGCUCGCACGUUCACUUCCCCAAUUUCGAACACGUUUUUCUUGACUCGAAUCACGAGAGAUGGGUGAAGGUCGUAGUCGGUUCUGGCUCGGGAUCUUUCGAAAAAGACGAUUCCGCCUCUUGGCUAGACUUUUUCGGUCUUUUAAGAUGUAAAGACGUAAGUUUAGAUAAUAUCCAUGCAAGAACCACCGUUCAAGAUUCUUGGUGCCCGUCCCAGUCUCACUCUAGACUUGGACUCGGACCUAAUUCGACCAUGACUAGUGCCGUGGCUUCGAUUAUACAGUCAUUAGGUCAAGACCCGUGUAGAAUAGAACUCACGGCAACUCCAAAUCGGUAUGUAAACUGGCUCAUGAACUUCAAAGAUUCAAACUUGGAGAUGAAACUCAACGGGUUUUCCAGCAUUCCUUUGAAAACAACCGUUGGGCGCAUAAAUUAUAAAGAACAUGUUAGAUCGGAAAAUAACUUAUCGUUAUGGUCGCUCUGUGAACACCAUUUACUUCCGUUUUAUGGGGUCGUUCAUAUCGGAUACAUUUUGGGCGAAGAAGUGAAUUCGAUAUCGAAAACUCUUUUGCAAUCGAUCGUACAUUUUCAUGGCUUCAAACUUCAAGUUCAAGAAAGACUGAGCAGGCAGAUUGCAGAAACUGUUUCACCAUUGUUGGGUGGAGAUGUGAUGGUGGUGGUGGAAGCGGAUCACACUUGUAUGAUCGCUAGAGGAAUCGAGAAAUGCGGAAGUAAUACGGCCACGAUUGCGGUUUUGGGUCGGUUUUCGGACGAUCCUGCGGCAAGAUCGCAGUUUUUGCAGACGAUUCCGAGCUAUUGUUUGUAGUAAUUUGGGAAGAUGAUAUCUGAUCCAAAAUUCUACAGUUUUUCUUGAUGUUUUUAGAUGAAUGGGUGCAAAAGAGAUGAAGGAUUUCAAGAAAGAAAGCAAUUCUAAUGGAAGAUUGGAAGUAUUUGUGUUGUUAUUUUAUGGGAAUGGAGCAAAUUGUAAGGGUAAAUGUGUGUGGUUUUCUAUGCUAAUAAAUGAGUUAUAAUCUAUAUC